AUGACCACAAAAUGACAGUUGAUGUGUUGGGAUGUAGGUUAUAAUAGAAUCUAUUUUUGUACUCGUUUGGACUAAUUUAAACAGACAUGUAAAUUCGAGAACGCAAAAUGUCGCAAAUAAUGAUGAUAAUUGCUGCCGCCCAUCUGGUAUACUGCCCCUUUACCAAAGUAGAAGAAAGUUUUAAUUUGCAGGCUAUGCACGACAUUUUAUAUCAUAGAUGGAAUCUGAGUCAGUAUGACCAUCUAGAGUUUCCUGGAGUCGUGCCACGAACCUUCAUAGGACCCUUAUUUAUUUCAUUAAUUGUUUCUCCCGUUGUGUUUGUCUUGCAAAAUUUCGAAAUUAGUAAAUUUUGGGCUCAAUAUAUAGUUCGCUUUGCCUUGGGAGGAUGUGUGAUCGCCAGUUUUCAUGUUCUGUCUCAAACUUUAUGCAAAAUCUUCGGGCCAAAGUGGUUGCAUUGGUUUAUGGCAAUCACUGUAACCCAAAGUCAUUUUAUGUUUUAUCUGAGCCGCCCUUUACCUAAUAUAUUUGCCCUACCUCUUGUUUUAUUUGCUUUGAACAGUUGGCUCAAAAAUGAUAGUAAACAAUUUAUACUGUUCUCAGGAGCUGCGGUGAUUAUUUUUAGGGCUGAGUUAGUGUUAUUUUUGGGGUUACUACUUCUUUAUGAUUUAUUAUAUAAACGAAUUACUAUUAAACGACUUUUUCAAUUGGCUGUUCCUGCAGGGAUGGCAUUUUUAUCACUGUCUGUUAUAGUGGAUUCCAUAUUUUGGAAUCGACCAUUGUGGCCAGAAGGUGAAGUUUUGUGGUUUAAUGUAGUGUGGAACAGAAGCUCAGAUUAUGGUACUUUACCAUUUAUGUGGUAUUUUUAUUCAGCCCUUCCUCGAGGAAUGGCUGCGUCAAUAUUUCUAGUUCCUAUAGGCUUUUAUCUGGACGAUCGCGCAAGGAAGUUAUGCAUUUCAGCAAUCCUAUUUGUAUUUUUAUAUUCAUUUUUACCACAUAAAGAGCUUCGAUUUAUCAUUUACAUUUACCCAUUUUUGAACGUGGCAGCGGCAACAGCUUGUCACAGAAUCUGGGAAAAUAGAAAUAAAUCACCAAUACAUCAUCUACUGUCGCUGGGAGUGUGUGGUCACUUGGUGGUUAACGUUUUAUUCACCUUGUUCUUGCUGAGUAUUUCGGGAACGAACUACCCUGGAGGAACUGCAAUUUCACACUUACAUCGCUUAGCAAAAGACGACCACAACGUAAGUGUACAUAUUGCUAAUCUUGCAGCCCAGACUGGGGUUUCGCGAUUUACUCAAGUGAAUCCAAAUUGGACAUAUAAUAAGCAAGAACAUUUAAAACCAGGCAGCCCCGAAAUGUUUGAAUACACUCAUCUAAUUACUGAAGCCAAAAGCAAAUUCUCUCCAAACUUAAAACCAUACACUGCAACUCAUGAUGUAAUUGACAGUGUUGAAGCUUUUCAUCAAAUAUCGUUCAACUAUUUCUCUAUUCCACCCAUAAAAAUUAAGACAAGACCAGUAUUGUUUAUCUUGAAAAGGAGGGAUAAUUAUAAGGAUUUUUUAAAUUUGGGGAAUUAUACCGAAAAUAGUUUUGCUGAAGACGAUGAUCCGGAAUCACAGGAAGAGUUUAAAUCGCACGAAAUAGAUACAAAAACUGAAAGUGAAGAGUUAGAUAAGACAAAUGAAUAUGAAGAGGAAAGAGCAGGUGUUGAUUCCAAAGAAAAAGUGUAUAAAUCCAGGAAUGAUGUUAACAUUUCGCAGACAAAUCGUGGCGAAAAUGAAGUAGCCGCGUCUAAGGAAAAUAACAAAAAUUCGGAAGUUUUAAUAACUCCCGAAAAGGUGGAAACUAGUCAGAAUGUUUCUAGUAAGAGUCCCGAGAAAAAACAGACGAUAGAGAUAGGAAAAAAGACGAAAUAUGGUACCGAAAAACGAUCUCUGGAUUAUAAUGUACGUCCGAAAGAAAUUCCGAAAAAAGAAAUUAAAAAAGUGGACACAAAGACAUUAAAUACGGACGAUAAGAAGUUAACACCACAAGUAAAAAAUGUUUUGAAACAAGACAAGAAUAUUACUGUUGAAAAGCAAACUGUUAAGAAAAACAUAAAAAAAAUAAUUCAGAAAUACAGAAGAAAAAAACAAGAUGAAGGAGAUGCAGACAAUUUUGAACAAAAAGGUCUGCACACCAAAGACUCCAUUAAAAAAAUAAUAGAAGAAGAAAAAGUAAAACAAGCCGAAGAGGAGAUUGCAAAAAUUCAGCAACAAAUCUUUGACAUUAUUGAAACCAGUCCCAAUAUCAUUAACAAAGACAUAAUUAAAGAAAAGUUGGACGAAACGAUUAAAAACGAACUAAGCAAUAUUGUAAAAACAAGUAAAAUAAGCGAUCCUCCGCGAAAAAAAGCCUUAGAGGAUAGAAAGAAGACGCGCGCAUUUGAAGAGUCUUCUAAAUGGGUUAAACCAAAGUUGCCACAUUUGCAUAAGUCGCUGGAUGAAAAAUCGAAAUUUGAUCAGGUUGAUGCAAAAGCGGUUGAUUUUUUUGAACCUUCAAAGAAUCAACCAAAAAAUGUAGCUGAUGGCGAAAAAAAUCGUGAGUCGAUUAUUAACGAAACUGAAGAUGGCGAAGCCGUUACGGAUGAAUCGGACAGUAAAGAUAAAUUUAGUCAAAUGUCUGAACGGUUUUUACAAGCUAGUAAAAAGAUUUCCGAUAUAAUGACGCUCAUUGAUGAAAUUGUGGAUACUAUGGAAAUAUCGGAAGAUAGUGAGGAAUGAUUGCAAUAUUUGUUUUCCUAAAAAUGGAUGCCGUUGUUUUGAGUUGUAAAUAAAUGUUUGUUUUCUUGUUG
This is a messenger RNA of Zophobas morio, 2830 nucleotides long. Its product is annotated as dol-P-Man:Man(7)GlcNAc(2)-PP-Dol alpha-1,6-mannosyltransferase. NCBI's taxonomy places the organism in Eukaryota, Metazoa, Arthropoda, Insecta, Coleoptera, Tenebrionidae. Gene Ontology annotation, cellular component: endoplasmic reticulum membrane. Gene Ontology annotation, biological process: protein N-linked glycosylation. The record is from RefSeq and is a predicted model, not a curated record. Gene Ontology annotation, molecular function: alpha-1,6-mannosyltransferase activity. The transcript has 8 exons. The coding region runs from base 108 to 2759 and encodes 883 amino acids.